Molecule: messenger RNA, 1158 nt
Organism: Spea bombifrons (plains spadefoot toad)
Lineage: Eukaryota; Metazoa; Chordata; Amphibia; Anura; Pelobatidae
Product: histo-blood group ABO system transferase-like
Exons: 5
Coding region: 1-996 (331 amino acids)
Biological process (GO): carbohydrate metabolic process
Cellular component (GO): vesicle; membrane; Golgi apparatus
Molecular function (GO): hexosyltransferase activity
Source: RefSeq, a predicted model, not a curated record
AUGGAGGGGACCCGGUCCUCACAGAAUGCAGAGUACGGUAUGGAGGGGACCCUGUCACAGAAUGCAAGGUACGGCCUGAGGAGAAUCGACUCGAAUCCCAAGGGGGCGAUUCCCUGUAUCGAGGUGGUUAGGGAGUAUCCGACCCCUGAAGCCACCCAGCUAUGGAGAAGCGAUGUGCAAGUGAUGACCCCGUGGCUUGCACUGAUUAUUUGGAACGGAACCUAUGACAUUGAUAUACUGAAUGAUCAGUUCAGACGGAGAGGCGUCCGAGUUGGGCUUACGGUCUUUGCAAUUAAAAAAUACACAAGUUUUGUCAAAACUUUCAUCGAAACAGCCGAAGAGUUCUUCAUGCUGGGACACAAUGUCACCUAUUACAUAUUCACAGAUCGAGUUGAGGACAUUGACCAAGCCAAUAUUGCACUCAAGGACGGCCGAAAAUUAAUUAUUCUUAAAGUUCAAAGCUACCAAAGAUGGCAGGAGGUCUCCAUGAGGCGGAUGGAGAUGAUUCGUGACUUUUCCCGUCAACGAUUCAUCAAUGAGGUGGACUACUUGGUUUGCGUGGACGUUGACAUGAAGUUCACCGAUGACGUUGGAGUUGAGAUCUUGAGCGAUUUAUUUGGAACGUUGCACCCUGGUCUUUAUGGAUCUCCUCGUAAUAAGUUUACCUACGAAAGAGAUCCUAAAUCUGAAGCCUAUAUUCCAUUGGACGAGGGGGACUUCUAUUACGCGGGGGGGUAUUUUGGAGGUAAAGUAGAAGAGGUUUAUAAAUUGUCCAAUUUCUGUCACAACGCAAUGAUGACAGACAAACAGAACAACAUCGAAGCUAUUUGGCACGACGAGAGCUAUUUAAACAAGUAUUUGCUCCAGUACAAGCCAACCAAGAUCCUUUCUCCCGAGUAUCUAUGGGACAAUAGUUUUGGCGUUCCAGAGUUCCUGAAAAGAAGAAGAUUUGUUGCUGUUCCAAAAAACCACGAUGAGAUCCGGAACAGAAGAUGAAUCCGGAAUCCCAAGACAACAUUUCAAUCCCACUCAAUGUGUUUAUUAUCUUAUUUAUAGAACUUUUCUGGAUUGACAGACUGCGACGUUCCAUGAGAACAAAAAAAAUGUACUGUAGCAAAACUUCAGACCUCAUAGUUACAUUAUAUAUAUCUUUUUUGU